This is a messenger RNA of Polypterus senegalus (gray bichir), 438 nucleotides long. RefSeq names its product parvalbumin beta-like. The record is from RefSeq and is a predicted model, not a curated record. Gene Ontology annotation, cellular component: nucleus; cytoplasm. NCBI's taxonomy places the organism in Eukaryota, Metazoa, Chordata, Cladistia, Polypteriformes, Polypteridae. Bases 26 to 355 code for a protein of 109 amino acids. The transcript is spliced from 5 exons. Gene Ontology annotation, molecular function: calcium ion binding.
AAUUACAUCGCAAACGAAGAUAAAAAUGGCUUUCGCUGGAAUUCUAAAAGAUGAUGAUAUUAAGGCAGCAGUGCAGGCGUUCCAAGCACCCGACUCUUUUGAUCACAAGGCUUUCUUCUCGAAGGUUGGUAUGACUGACAAAUCACCUGAUGACGUGAAGAAAAUUUUCGCUAUUCUGGAUCAGGACAAGAGCGGCUUCAUCGAGGAGGCGGAACUGAAGUUUUUCAUGCAAAACUUUGAGGCUGGAGCUCGUGUUCUGACCGAAAAGGAGAACAAGGCUCUGCUGGCCGCAAUCGAUAAGGAUGGUGACGGCAAAAUCGGCUGUGAAGAAUUUGUGGCCCUUGUUAAAGGAUAAAUUCUAGACGAAGAAGCCCAGCUUCCCUGACUGACUUUCAAGGAUGUGAUUUGCAUUUGCCUUUUGCAAUCUCCGCUGUUAGU